AAGUAACAACGACCUACACUAAUCCAUUUUCCGAGCAGAAAUACGAACUGAGAGACUAUAUACAUAAGAAUUUGCCAUUUCCCGUUCACUAUAGCCGCAGCAUAUACUACAACGAAGCUUCGAGGAGGAGGACCUCUGCUCAGUUCUUGGACAGUGGUUAUUCUGAUCGAAUGCAGCGGCAUGUACAGCAGUGUUGUGUGCACAAUGGACAUGCUUAGUAGUAUCACGUUUUACGGUAUUCUGUUGUUGAGUUACAACGCAGUGUGCGGUAUCGACACAGACWCGAUAAAUCAAAAAUUGUUAACCAAUAACCAAAAUGCAAGUGAAACAUCAUUGUCAACUGCCGAACGAUUCCGACGCCUAAUUCCUUAUGUGACGUAUUAUGUGGUCGGUAACAACGACCAAAAUGACAUGCCAUAUCAAUAUCAAAACCCUAAUUUAAAUUCAAACUCGCCUAGACCUUCACAGACGAAUAACUUUUAUUUUCAAAAUGAGAGAGAACUGCAGCAAAAACAACAGCCCUCUACCCAGCAGCAUCAACAUAAUUAUCAGAUAUCAAAUCAUCAACAAGUGCGUCAACAACAACAACACGCUACGCCUGCAGGAUAUCUGAGAUUUCCAAGCUCUCCAAAAAUUAAAAGGCCUAUUGUAAUAGCAACGACGACUGCAAUGCCGUAUGUCAUCCACCAGACAGACAACUCKUACAAUUAUUAUUACGAUUUAAGUCAAACAAGCCCCAAACCGAUUAUUCAAUCCAGUCCAAUUGCUAUUAAACACGGCAAUCAUGCUGGAUUUUUACCGACAAUACCGCCAACUUCAAAUUCAUAUCCAGAAAAACAAGAACAAUUGCGGUUUACAACCAAGACGAAAAAACAGAGAAGGCCAAAGCCGAAAAGACCAACAACACCAGUCACUACAACCACGACGACAGACAAAUACAGUGCACUCAACGAACUGUUAGACGGUUACGAUUUGGGAAAUCGUCUUUCAAACAAAAUUACGGCCGACAACAUCGGUUCCAGUAUACAGACUUUAUCGGCUGUGUUACAGUUAUUGCAAAACGARGCAGAUGAACAACAGACUAGACCACUGCGACCGAAGAAACCUAAGCCGGAAUACCGUCCAGAUCCAAUUGAUGAAUAUGAUGAUACUGGUGACGUAGGGAAUCCGGGAAGACCUGGUGUAGAUUAUCCAACACUCUCAGUUAUACCCAAGACUAGUUUUGAUUGCAAAACUCAAAGAUACAAAGGUUUUUUCGGAGAUCCAGAAACGCUGUGCCAAGUGUGGCAUUACUGUGACUUAAAUGGUGGUCAAGCAUCAUUUUUGUGCCCAAAUGGGACUAUAUUUAAUCAAGUAUCACUGACAUGUGACUGGUGGUUUAAUGUAAAAUGUGAUACUACAGCUCAACUCUAUGUGCUCAAUGAACGCUUAUAUAAAUAUAUAAUACCAUCAAAACCAAGUUUUCCAGAAGAUUAUGAAGGACCUCUAGUAGAUAGAUAUCUAGAAAACAAAUUUAAGGAAACCGAAAAAAGUAGAGGUCAACAAAGAGCAACAAUGUCACCAGCAAUUAAUGUAACUACCGUUGAACCAGAAUCAGUUAGAACACCAUAUCAACAAUUACUAGAUGUAGAUAUAUAAAUUUUAAUAAGAACUUCUUUGGUCUAGAUUUAUUGUUUGCAAGGAAAAAUUAUGGAAAAUAGCAGAAAUGAAAUUAAUAAUAGGUAGGCAGAUGUUAACACAAUAAUUUUUUUUUUUUAACUAAAUAGGAAAUAUUAUAAAACUAACCAAGUUUUCAAAACUAAUGGGCCUGAAAAUGUGCCAUUUUUAAUAUAAUACAACCAUUAUAAAUUAUUUAUUCAUAAUUAGUAUGAUAUUAUGUUUUA
Diuraphis noxia (Russian wheat aphid) is the source of this 1883-nucleotide messenger RNA. RefSeq lists its product as uncharacterized. NCBI's taxonomy places the organism in Eukaryota, Metazoa, Arthropoda, Insecta, Hemiptera, Aphididae. The record is from RefSeq and is a predicted model, not a curated record. Gene Ontology annotation, cellular component: extracellular region. Gene Ontology annotation, molecular function: chitin binding.